Messenger RNA from Schistosoma bovis, 5046 nucleotides. Lineage: Eukaryota; Metazoa; Platyhelminthes; Trematoda; Strigeidida; Schistosomatidae. The record is from the annotation of a GenBank genome assembly.
CCAGACUCCACAAAAACCAAGAAUCAGGACGUUAACUGUGUAAUUGAUUUCAGAAAACUUGGUGAAUUACAGAGAGCAAAUAUGUUUAGAUCACAAGUAGCAGUUGUUUGGUUUCUCUUCUUUUUCCUGGUCUGCAAUGCGGAUAUCGCUGUAAAUAUACUAUCUGUCCGUGUUAAGGAGUGGGAUGAAAUAAUUGAAAAGGGUCCAGCAGGAGUAUCUCUAAAUUUUUUGGAUAAAUAUUGUGCAAAUGUUGUGGAUGUGGUGAAGGAAUUGGAACCAAAAUUGAGUUCUGCUACUCUGUCAUGUGAUAUCGAUCACACACAAAGGCCAAACGAUAUCCGUGUAGACAAUAUUAAGGUUGAACUGGCAGUGUUAUCGAGUGAAAUGGAAAAAGUAUUUUCGUCGAAAACCUGGUUCCCAUCGUUGAAGAAUACACUUGAAUCGGGUAAUGUGAAUGUGAAUAGCGCGUGGAUAAUUGAUUCCCAUCUGUUCAACCAAACUUAUCCUAAAAGUGUACUGGCUAUUGAUAGGUGCCCUGAGGUGAGUUUCUAUCUGGUCAUGCAUUAUAAAGUUUUCUUGAAUCCAUUGCGUUUCGUGUCGAUCGAUCAAGUAGCAGUCGUGUGUUGAUUUGAAGAGUUUACAGAUUUACGUUGAUUGCGUUAGUUUUGAUAUCUUCGUACCGUUAAUCCCACAAUUUCAACGAGAAGUCCGUCGAUAUUCGUUUUGAUGACAUUUGUUGAUGAAUAUAUUAAUUUCUUGAUAUUCUGUAGACCUGAAUGUCAACCAUCAAUGUUAUGUGGCUUUCGUAUCAUUUGUUAUCUGCUUUCAUCAGAAUUUAAAUAAAAACAAUUUCAUAGAAUAAUGAGAUCAAGUUCCCACAGGGUUCUUAUGUGACACAUACCGAUGAGUACACAAUACCUAAUUGUUUAAAACAGACAUUGUUUCAGUAGAUUACAGAAUAAAUAUUAAUGCCAUAAAACACUGUCUCAAUAUUUUGAUUUCAGUUGAAGAUCAUUAUGUCGAAUAUAUAUCCUGGAUUCGGUGAAACAAUGACGAAGUGCUCCUUCGAUGUGUUGAGAGAAGUUAUAAGCACGACGAUGGACUACCGAGAACUUAUGAGGAAAGGGUAUUGCUGUUCAGAGUAUAAUAUAUAUAGAAGAAUUUACUGGUCUAUUUAUGAAUUACUAUUUAAAGGAGAAAGCGGUGAGUAAUUCUGCAAAGCAGGUAAAGAAUACAAAAUUAUUAUCGAAAAAUGUUUAGGGCAAGUGUACGCAAGUGUCGCUGAAAAAUGUCGCGACAGAUGGAAAUAAUGCAGACGAGAGCAAACACACAAGCACACACGCACACAAAUGCACUCAGGCAUUAGUACACAAGAACAUAAGGCGAUCAGUGAAUGAAAUUUCAGACAUCAGUUCUAGACUAUUUCAUUAUCUCAUUGAACUUACUAUGUCGGUUUAUUUUUCGAUGCCUUCCUGUUAUUUAGGUGGGAAUACGAUCGAACCGCGCAAAAUAACUCAACCCGAAAUAACGAUUGACGAGAAAAAUACUACUCUCGAUGGAAAAACGACCAUACAGAAAGAAAUAUCUCAACCUGGAACAACAACUGAUAAAGAGGAAACGUCUCUCGGUAUGUUUGCACAAUUGAUGAUUUCUAUCUCUCCCUGAUUAGUAAAUCAACGGUCUUGAGACGUGUCACUUUUGAUCUUCAUAUGCUGGUGAUCAUUGUCUCCAGCAACGUUUUUCCGCAGCUUUGUUUCACUUUUCUGAUUCAUUGGCAUAUGUUUUGUGCUUGUUCGUAAAACCUGUUUCUUUAUGCUCGAUAUCACAAAGUCGGUUUACAUCAUGGUGUAAAUUACGUCUUGUUGAACUUUUUCAUCAAAAUUAUUUUCAAGGUUUGCCGUCAAUUAUACGAAUCUCUGAAUUAGAAAACUUGGAAGCGAACUAUACAGGUAACAUUAAAAAUUGAUCAUACUGGAACAACGUCUUUGCAUUUUAUCACGAAUAUAUUCGAACACAUUUUUCUACUUGCGAUUUGUCAGUUGUCUGUAUCAUGAUUAAGAUUAUGUGGAUGUAGUGCACACAUAUUGCACAUAUGCAACAACACUAAUGUGAUCUCAGCGAAACUAUCAACAACGGGAUUAUUCUUCUGAAUGAUCUCAUUUGCACAAAUCCGAGGUAUUAGCGAACCUGACAUUAUCUGUCUCCUUAUUUCGAUUGUAUCUCGCUUCGACCUAACUCUUGGUUGUAUUUUCGCAGAUGAAUAUUUCGAUUGAUUGAAAGUCUGUAAUGAUUUCGAUGUGUUUGUUAAUUGCUGAUUUAGUUAGGUGUCAAGUUACGGAGAGAUCCUAUGGUGUACGUAGUAUCCUUUCUAUCAAGGAUUUCAAUAUCUUUCCAGUCAAACGAGUAUUCACAAAUGUUCUUAUGCAAUGAUCCAAACGAAGAUUUAUCAUAACGUUUUACUGUUAAUUGAUGUUCAUGAGGACAAACAUCAAGGAGGCAUCAACGUUGUUCUAUAUUGAGAUUUUCGUCAUUAGAACGGUCUAUUUAGUAAAUGACUUUUGGUUGUUUGCUACAGUCGUUUCGUACUGUGGUUUGCCAACGAUUGUUAAUAGUGUAAUUGCUGGCACUUCAACUACAUCUGUCAGCUGUCAUACGACGCAGUCGUUAAUCCUUAUUUCUACCGACCUGUUUGCCAUGUUAUUUGAGUAUGCUUACAUAAAUGCUGAAGUAUGUGAUGAUAAUGUUGCUUGUGGAAACAAUGGGAAAAGGGUGAUCGAUCAAAUCGACCAGUCAAAUCAACUCCUGUAAGCCCCUUCAACGAGAUGCAAACCACCUACUCCACCUCCAACUUUCUUUUUCCUAAAGUGAUAAUUUAAUUGUACUGCGUAUUUGUUUCAGUAGGAACAGGCAAACAUAAUGAUAGCCGUCUAUUUUAACUUUGUUUGAAGUUUAUUUAUAUCAAUUUAUCACUUCAAUUUUUCUAACCACAAUUCAUUUGCAGUUCUCACUGAUGAAUAUUACUUAAUUGUCUUUCAAAAUAUAGGUCACUGUAUCUAUGCUUCGUUUCCAUCUGGUAAGUUGUGAAAUAUGUCGCUCAAUGCAUAAACCUUACUAUGGAAUUCACAUGUUGUACAAUGAUCACAUGGGACUGAUGACGUUGCCCGUAAUCAUUUACCGUCAUGUAACAUUACUCACCAUUACUCCUGAUUAUUCUUGACUUUCAUUUUGUUAUGGCAAAUUAUUGUGGUGCCCUAUUGCACCGAAAUUGUCUACCUUAUAAGUAGAUCAUUCAUUACAACUUAUAUUACUGUGGAUUCCACAAAUAUGAUUCUCGGUGAUUGUUUAUCUAGAUUGCGUAAAUGUUAAGGAUACCUGUCAGUAUCUGUUGAAAAUCGCUUUUCAAUUUCAAAGUGGAUGCAAGUGAAUACGUAAUGGAUAUCGUAUUCUUCCUUUCCUCCCUUGAUACUAGUAGCCUGACUAAACCGUGAGUCUCUGUGAAAGUAUUGUGAGUGAGAAAAACAAUCGGAACACAGAACACGACCUAUUAGAUUUGUAUGAAACCGGAACGGCAUAAACAUAGCAAGCAGUAGAAAUACCUUAUCCAUGUGAUAAUGUCUACAUCGUGGAACUAGACCACCAACCACAAAUACUUCAGCAUAACUUGUAGAAAUACAAGAAACCUUCGAAUCGGAGUCAGGUUCACUCUCAAGUCGAGGUAUACAGACUCUCUUAAUUCACAACGAUAAGACCAUGUGGCGUCGGUUUUCAAUAUACAGAUGGGAUAACCUGUUUAGGACGUCAAUGAAAUAACUUUUCAAACAAAAUCUGUUAACAAUUUGCAAUAUUGGUGAUUUGCUCUCAAUAAACCAUCCACUUACUGUUGAUAUUCUCUGAAUCACCAAAAACAGACUGACAGUUUGUUAUGCCCUUUUCAAGCUGGUCUCACCAACUCACUUUCACAUCUAGUGCUGUCAAAUCAAGUCGACAAUAUUGAGACUGUAGACAAAAGUGCUGUAUACAGACGUCUGUUAUCAAUGUAAUUCGAAUAUGUGACGACCGUUACAGGGUCUAACGCAUUUCCAUUCCUUAAGGUCACGACUUAUAUUCAUGAAACGCGAAUCAAUUUGUUGGCUAACGAAAUCACGAUUUCAACAGCCGAUAGACUCAUGCAAAUAUUUAUCGGUUGAGGUGGCCUCAUCAAACAACAAUACGGCAAUAGGGAGUAUGCAUGUCAACAAAAUUGUUACGGUUGUAGUUUCAUUUCAUGAUUUUCACUGUUCACUUGAUUUACAAAUUAACAGAUCAGUCAAAUGAAGAGUGACAAGUGAGUAGUGAAUCGUUGUGUUAUAGUUGGAUUUUAACAAAUAUCUGUGUUUGUAAAUCUAUCAAGUUUCGUUGAAAAGUGAUAGUAGAUAGACAGUUCAUUUAAACAUGACCAUGUAGCAUGGUAGUUACUGUUCAUAAAAUGCUUUCAAUUUCGAGUCACAGACUGUGGUUGUUGGAUGAAUAUGGUUCGAUCAAAAUGUUUUGUAACCAUUUGUGAAAAUGUGUUCAAUUUGGAUGUGAUCAACAUUCAGUUGUCAACAUCAAUGUUACCCGUGCAAAUCGGUAAUUGUUCCAGAAUCGCUGUAUACAUGUGCUCUCAAUAUGUGCAUAUUCAUUCAGACGAUUAUAGUGAAGCAGAAUAUUUGUUUUAGUGUUGCACAAAUUGUGAUAGGACACAAUUGUUGUCCACCGAUCAAACACAAUUGACAAAUUAACGUUGAACUAACCGUCAUCUAAUCCCUCGACUACAAUACUCAUUACCAUUGAUUAAAUUUACACCCUCCUUUUUGUUAUAUCAUUACACAUUGCAGGCUCGGUUAUCAGUCUCAUUCAAAAGCAUAUUACUACCAAGAAUCAUCAAAGCUUUCAUACACUUUUCUUUCAGAUGACCCAAUCAAAUCAAAUUAAAUAAACACUGUUUUAGUCUGUAGUAAACUUAACAAUAUUCUUGAAUCACAUUCUGUAAUUUUAACACACAAUACAUGGAAUAUGGUAAUUAAA